ACUUCAUGCGACAGUAUUGCAGCACAAUCACGUUCCGGACACGGAAAUAGAGCAGGACCAAUGACCAACAAUCGGAUCAAUCCGUGGUUGUACGCCGGGCUAGCAUCUUCUUUCCCGAACAUUGAACGAGCAGAAAACAACAAAACAAGAAUAUGUCUGCCAACACCAGACCCCUGGGACUCGCCAAGAGAAGCACCACCUCAAUCCUGCAAAACAUUCACAAAACCUGCUGAACCCUCAUCUGCUACACCACUAGACGAGACACCAAUUUCUGAAGCACAACAGAAUUCAAUCAUGGUUUUCAGAUACAAGGAAAGGAUCUAUGCGAUUGAGCAGGCUUGCCCACAUCAAGCUUACCCAUUGACAAGAGCCUCACUAUCAGAUAUCGAAGAUUUUGGUAUCGUUUUGAGUGUCGGAAUCACUUGUCCGAAGCAUGGGUGGACGUUUGACUUGCAUACAGGAGAGGCGGAUGUGAGUCGUUAUAAGCUGGGGCUCUAUGAUGUUGAGUCGAGAAGAGGGGAAACCGGCGAAGAACAGGUCUGGGUCAAGAAGAAGGAGAGAAAGCGAAUUGGAUGAUAUGGUCUCCGAGAUGGAUGUGGACCGUGCAGUUUGUCGCGCGAGAAGUGCACCGCCUUCGCCCUCAUCUGCAUCACGACCCGAGCCCUUCGGCUGGAGGAAAG
Aureobasidium subglaciale EXF-2481 is the source of this 680-nucleotide messenger RNA. RefSeq lists its product as uncharacterized. Gene Ontology annotation, molecular function: 2 iron, 2 sulfur cluster binding. The record is from RefSeq and is a predicted model, not a curated record. Lineage: Eukaryota; Fungi; Ascomycota; Dothideomycetes; Dothideales; Saccotheciaceae. Bases 61 to 576 code for a protein of 171 amino acids. The transcript has a single exon.